UAUUGCUUUCAAGUUUUUUCUUUUACAUAUUGUUUCCAAAUACAUUCUAAUGCCAGUUUUAAAAUGUUCAAACGAAGUCAUUUUCUUCAAACCAUUUGACUUGACUAUGAUCACAACUAUGCUAUGCUAUAUUUCUAUCCCCAUCUAAAGAGAAGCAGCUUGCACAGCAGAGUCACAUCAGGUGUGUGAGCCGCUCAUGUGACUCUCACUGCACUGCUGCCACCUGCUGGACAGUUCACACCGCUUCACUGCAGUAACACUAAAGCAGAAGCAGUGCAGUCUGUGGUGACAGUGGUGGUGUUGAUGUGUGUCAGUCUGCAGACGCUGGUUCUGGACGGGAAUCUGCUGUCUGCUCUCCCAGUGGAGCUGGGUCGUCUGCAGCGGCUGGUCUAUCUGGGUCUGUCCUUCAAUGAGUUCACACAGGUGCCGUCGGUGCUGGAGCAGCUGCCCGCUGUCGAGAGGCUCUGCAUGGCUGGGAAUAAAGUGUGUGUGCUGAUGCUGCAGGCCUUCCGUCUGCUGACGCUCAAACACAUCGACCUGCGUCUGAAUCAGAUCUCCGCUGUGUUGCCGGACGAGCCAGAGUUUCUGCGUCACGUGACACAGCUGGAUGUGAGAGACAACUGUCUGAGUGAGCUGGACGCGUCUGUCUUCCCUCGGCUGGAGGUGCUGCACUGUCAGAGGAACCGCAUCAGGCGUCUGCGUCUGCGUGGCUGCGCGCUCAAGGCUCUCUACGCCUCCAGCAAUGAGCUGCAAGAGCUGCACAUGAGUCCUGCGGCCUCCAGCCUCACAUACCUGGACAUCUCCAGGAACUGCAUGAAGGCUCUUCCUGAUUGGCUGAGUGACAGCAGGAAGCUGGAGGUUCUAGACGUCAGUCACAAUCACAUCGCUGAGCUUCCUCCGUGGUGA
This is a messenger RNA of Sinocyclocheilus grahami, 906 nucleotides long. Its product is annotated as PH domain leucine-rich repeat protein phosphatase 1-like. Gene Ontology annotation, molecular function: protein binding. Lineage: Eukaryota; Metazoa; Chordata; Actinopteri; Cypriniformes; Cyprinidae. The transcript has 4 exons. The coding region runs from base 304 to 906 and encodes 200 amino acids. The record is from RefSeq and is a predicted model, not a curated record.